Messenger RNA from Actinia tenebrosa (Australian red waratah sea anemone), 1326 nucleotides. RefSeq names its product ER membrane protein complex subunit 8. Gene Ontology annotation, cellular component: EMC complex. The record is from RefSeq and is a predicted model, not a curated record. NCBI's taxonomy places the organism in Eukaryota, Metazoa, Cnidaria, Anthozoa, Actiniaria, Actiniidae.
GGUGACUAAGCACUUUUUCAAAAUGGCGGACAAAGAAUGAGUGAAGCAUUUCUUCUUUCUUGAGUGGAGUACUUUUUUGAUCGAAUCUAGCUAGUUUUCCUCGCGAUCAAAUCAUGAAAUACACUGUAUCGGCCAAGGCGUAUGCCAAGAUGCUUCUGCACGCUGCUAAAUACCCUCAUACGUCUGUGAAUGGUGUGUUAUUGGGGGAAGAAGUGACGCAGGAAAGCGAGAUGUUUAUACUGGAUGCCAUUCCUUUGUUCCAUCAGUGUCUUGGACUGGCUCCUAUGUUGGAAGUGGCUCUCACUCAGAUUGAUUCCUACUGCAAAGCAAGUGGCCAGCAAGUUGUGGGGUACUUCCAAGCCAAUGAACAUGUCAAUAGUAACAGUCCAGAUGGAAUAGCUUAUAAAAUUGGAGAAAAAAUUACAGAUCAGUUAGCAAAUGCUUGCAUAUUAAUGAUUGAUAAUACCAAGAUGUCAAUAGCCUGUGAUGAAGUAGCAGUCAGGUGUUACAUAGUGCAAGAAAAUAAAUGGAAGAUGAAUGACAAAGAUCUAUGCAUAGAUGGGGGAGAAGAGACACUAAGCUUGACGUCAGAGCUCAUAGAGGGCAAAGCAUAUCAAAGCCUUGUAGAUUUUGAUAACCACCUAGAUGAUAUAACAUUAGAUUGGUCAAAUCGAGAUAUCAAUAGACUGGUAGAUCUUACUGCUCAGUAACUCUCUUCUCUCAACUCUCUUAUACUUGUUUUUAAAAAAUAUAAUACAUAUUGUCAGAUUUAAAAAAGUAAGUUUUUUUGGGUUAUAAUUAAUGUUUUUUCCAUAACAUCGUUGUAAAAUAUUGUUGUGCAAAGAUUGUCAUGGUAAUUGUCUUGAUUGACAAUCCUUCCAAAAUGUACUUUGACAUAGGUGCAAAUUGUACAAUUCUGUUUUGUGGGCUCAGAAUUACCUUGAGACUUAUUGUGAUUUUGAGCCGUGCCAAUACGGGUUUAUACUAGCCGCCAAUAUAAACCAGUAUUGGCGGUAAAUAACAACAACUUAAAACAUGGCAGACACAACUUAUUGCAACCUGAUUAUUGAUGGUGACAUCUGAAGAUAUGCUUAAAAUAUGCUUCCUUGUUCAGAUUUUCUACACCUUGUGAACUUUCAUUCCAUGCAGCUGAGUUGAUCUUGAGGGCGAACUCAAGGUCAACCAAUCAGAAUUGAGGAUCCAACGUUGUAUUUUUAUUAGCAUUUCCAUGAUUCUGGCAAAAGAACCUAUGAAAAUGACAUUUUUUUCUAGUAGAAUGUGUAAUCUCUGAGAUUAAAUUAUACAUUAAAUUAUUCAAAAUGGUCA